Talaromyces rugulosus is the source of this 2211-nucleotide messenger RNA. RefSeq lists its product as uncharacterized. Gene Ontology annotation, molecular function: phosphatidate phosphatase activity. Bases 1 to 2211 code for a protein of 736 amino acids. Gene Ontology annotation, cellular component: nucleus. NCBI's taxonomy places the organism in Eukaryota, Fungi, Ascomycota, Eurotiomycetes, Eurotiales, Trichocomaceae. Gene Ontology annotation, biological process: triglyceride biosynthetic process; fatty acid catabolic process. The transcript has 4 exons. The record is from RefSeq and is a predicted model, not a curated record.
AUGCAGUACGUUCGGAGCCUGAGUGGCCCGGUCUCCAAGACCUGGAAUUCGAUCAACCCGGCCACCCUCAGCGGAGCCAUUGAUGUGAUCGUGAUUGAAGAUGAAGAUGGCAGCCUUGCUUGCUCGCCUUUCCACGUUCGCUUCGGCAAGUUCUCGCUCCUUCGGCCGUCCGAGAAGAAGGUUGAGUUUUCCGUCAACGGGAUCAAACAAGACUUUUCUAUGAAGCUGGGCGACGGAGGAGAAGCCUUCUUCGUCUUUGAAACCACUGAUGAUGUGCCCGCUGCACUUCAAACGUCGCCUUUGGUGUCCCCAGCAAGCAGUCCAGCGUCGACCUCUGUUGCCGAACUGCCUUCGCUACAGGACCCCCCCGAUCUGGAUUUGGACUGUAUCAGCACGUCAAAAAGUGAAAUAAAAGAUCUCGAAGCAGGUCCCAUAUCCUCCAACAGGCGCUCCCUGUCGCAUGAUUUAGGCGCAAUCACACCUCUAUCGCAGUCGCCAAAUGACUCUUCCAUGCACCGAAUAGGACUGACCAUAUACGAUAAUAACACGCCUGUGAAAUUCGAUCGUUCCAUGUCCGAUGGCGUUCUUCCGGCUGGCGCGACAUCUCUCGGCAGUGAAGCAUCCAGUACUGAAAACUCCCCACGGGCAGCGCGCCGAACAGACAUUCACCAGGGCCAAAGAUCAACAAGUCCUCCUUUAGUAUCGCCUAGUGAAGCCAUUUCGCGUGCGAUGGCGCUGUCGAAGAAGCUUUCGGGGUCGAAUAUUCCUUCCCAGGUGACAGAAACCGGUGAUCUCAUGCUGGACAUGACUGGUUACAAAACUAGUGAAGACGAAGCCCUUCGCGCCGAAGUAAUUGCCCGCAAUAUUCUUUCCGAAGAGCUAGAAGGCAACUAUGAUAUUGGUGCCUUGAUCGGCGCCGACGACCACGGCAAUCUAUGGAUUUAUAGUAGCGAGGAGGCAAAGCUUGCGGCCAGCCGUCGGACAACACUCAGCGCACACCAGACGCCCUUUAGUGAGGAUGCUGUCUCGGACCCUGGUUACCACAGUGAAGGGGAACAAUCAACUCUACAGCCUCCCAUCCAGACUCGUCAUCAUCGUGCUCAAUCUGAUGUGCAACCCGGCUUUCCCACCCCGCCGCAAACACCACCGCAAGACGCGGCUUUCGGCGACCUAAACCGCAACUUUGCCAAAACUUUGCGAUUGACCAGCGAUCAGCUCAAGACUCUCAACCUUAAACCUGGUGCAAACAAUGUGACAUUCACAGUCAACAAAGCAACGUGUCCCGCCACCAUGUAUCUCUGGAACAACAAAACGCCGAUUGUCAUUUCUGACAUCGACGGUACAAUCACGAAAUCUGAUGUUUUGGGCCAUGUCCUAAACAUGAUCGGGCGUGAUUGGACUCAUCAAGGUGUAGCCAAACUGUUCACCGACAUCGUCAGCAAUGGGUACAACAUCAUGUACCUGACCAGUCGAUCAACUGGUCAAGCCGGCCUAACUCGAACAUAUCUCAACGGAGUUUCGCAGGACGGCUACAAGUUACCCAACGGGCCCGUCAUCAUGAGUCCCGACCGAACUAUAGCAGCCCUGCGGCGUGAAGUCUAUUUGAGAAAGCCUGAAGUAUUCAAAAUGGCUUGUCUACGUGAUAUCUUAAACCUCUUUCCUACGCGUGAAAAUCCAUUCUACGCUGGGUUCGGCAAUCGAUUGACGGACGCUCUUAGCUACCGCUCUGUGAAUAUUCCGUCUUCGCGUAUCUUUACGAUCAACUCCUACGCUGAAGUGUCUCUGGAUCUGCUUAGUCUUAACAAGUAUAAAAGUAGCUACGUGUCGAUGAGAGAGCUAGUUGACCACUUCUUUCCUCCUAUCAGUCUUCUCGUGCAGGGAGGUGGCGAAGAGUUCACCGACUUUACGUACUGGCGUGACCAAGCCAACCUGGACGAUUUCUCAGUCACGGAUAGCGAGGAAGAAGAUGAAGAAGACCUUGAGAGCGAGCCAGCUUAUAGCGAAGAGGGCAGUGAUAUCGAAGAAGAUGACGAUGAACAAGUUGAUGAGAUGGGCGAAAGCUACAUCUCUCGUGAUUCUAUCGACGAACCCGGGAUGCUCAACUCGACAGAGUCGCUCAUCGAUAGCCAUCUUUCUGACGAUGAGCUUUCCGGGAGUGAGGAAGAUUUCCCAGAUAUUGGCGGCGUGUCUUUACGCGACCCCGUGUCUUAG